Homo sapiens (human) is the source of this 13496-nucleotide messenger RNA. RefSeq names its product ArfGAP with SH3 domain, ankyrin repeat and PH domain 1 (gene ASAP1). Gene Ontology annotation, molecular function: GTPase activator activity. The transcript has 29 exons. The coding region runs from base 8047 to 10869 and encodes 940 amino acids. Lineage: Eukaryota; Metazoa; Chordata; Mammalia; Primates; Hominidae. The record is from RefSeq and is a predicted model, not a curated record. Gene Ontology annotation, cellular component: cytoplasm; Golgi apparatus; membrane.
CCCUUUUAGUUUAUUUUCAGCCCAGCCCUCAUAGCUCACUUUCCCCUGCUUAAAAAUUUUCAUGGGUUUUCCCUCACCUUUAGAGAAAAGUUGAGUUACUACAAUUUGACUCCCGUUUUUGCCUUUAUGGGGGUUCAUUUGAACCUCAUACUUUGUGGCUAAAUUACACUAUAGUCACUUGAAUCCAUUUAUAUAUACAAUUUAUCGUUUUGACUACUGUCUAGAAUGGUUGUUUGUCCAGUUUUCAUUUUCCUACUUUUAUUGCUCCAAUGUUUUGAGAUCUUGGAUCAUUAUUACUAAAUUUCCAGGUUUUAUGGAUAGAAUUUUGUUUUUAAAAGGGAUUUGUUCUUUAGGGCCCCCAAAUUUUCAAGACGCCCUACACAUUCGGUUGGCCAUUUUAAUCUCUUCUCAGGGAUGGGUUUUGUCCAUUAGAACCUCUGUCCUCCGUGCCAGUGAACUGGAAAUUUAAGGCGGAUGUGAUGAUGAUGAGUCUAACAAAAAGCUGUCCUCAUCACAUACCCAGUCCUCCACAAGGUUUUUGUGGAUACAGUCAGUGCAAUACCCACUCUUAGGCCAUCUAGAUUAGUUCCUCACAGAUUCUGGGGAUUUCCUACAUCUGAUGAGUUUCUGAUUGCAUGUCCUGAAAUGGCACCAUUUUUUUAGGCCCUUACCCUUCAUUGGACAUUAUCAUGGCUUUUCAAUUUAGACAUCUACUGACAGUGAUUCUACUUUGCCCAUCAACCAAAUCUGAUUUUCUAGACCUGGUUUUAAGGCAUCCUAUUAUCUGACCCUUCCUCAUGUAUCCAGUCUCAACUACAACUUUCUGUUCUUAUCAAGUUAGUCUCUUUCCAUUCUGAAACACUGUUCCCCACACAUCCCUGCCUUUGUUUGGCCUUCUUUAGCUGUCUGCAUCCUGCCUUCUUUUUUUUUUUUUUUUUUUUUUUUUUUCUUUCUGUGAUGGAGUCUUGUUCUGUCACCAGGCUGGAGUGGUGCAGUGACGUGAUCUCCUCUCACUGCAGCCUCUGCCUCCUGGGUUCAAGUGAUUCUCCUGCCUCAGCCUCCUGAGUAGCUGGGACUACAGGCGCGCAUGCCACCAUGCGCAGCUACUUUUUGUAUUUUUAGUAGAGACGAGGUUUCACCAUGUUGCCAGGAUGGUCUCGAUCUCUUGACCUCGUGAUCCACCCGCCUCAGCCUCCCAAAGUGCUGGGAUUACAGGCGUGAACCACUGUACCCAGUGUUUUUUUGGUUUUUGUUUGUUUGUUUGUUUGUUUGUUUCCUGGCAUCCUGCCUUCUUUUAAGGCUAAGUCCAGAUGCCAUGCUCUCUACAAAGAGGGCCUUACUUUUCCAGCUGGUGUGGAUAUAUUUUUCCUCUCUCCAACAGUAGUUACUGCAGAGCUCACAACGUAGUGGCCCACUUGCCAAAUCCAUCCCAUGAAGGUUUUGUUUGCUCCACCAAAUUUGCCUAGUUGCUGUUAUUUGUAUUUCAGGAAAUUUCACAUAAAUAUUGGAUUUCUGGCUUGUUUGAAGAACAUAGACCAUUUAAUAAUAGUGCAUCCCCUUUCCCAAUUGGCAAAAGCCAGCUAAAGCUAUUCAAUUAGUGGCUGUUUUACUUAAAUGAUGAAGGUUGUUGUAACUUUGCCGCAGCGAAACCCACUCCUUGUUAUAAUAGGCCAACCUUGCUUCUCUCAUUAAUAUUAUCUUCCUGACCCCAGUAACUAUUUCAGUUUAUGAUCCUUUGGGUUCUUGUUCAUUUAGUUGUCUACCCCCACCACACUCUAUUUCAAAUUAUUUGUGUAAUUUUUAUGAGAGUAGGGAUAACAGCUUUCUAAAAAUAUAUUUUCCCCAAUAAUGUGGAUACUUUGUUGGGUAAUUGCCAAAUCAGUGAUUGGUUUUGAUAUUGUGGCUUGAAUGCCAUGGUUGAUGUACACAUGCCAGAGCUGAAAGGCCUUUCAGUUUGCCAAAAGGGGAUCUUAUUAAGUGCUUGCAGUUACAUUCACACAUCAUGAUUAAUAAUGAGUAUCCACGUGGAGUGCAGAUGGUAACAGUCGUAUUGCAAUUGGUGAACCUUAAGCAGUUUCAGAUGAAAUUUCAAAAAUAUUUUGAUUUGUUUUUACCAAUAGACUAAUAAUUAAGCCAUUUCUAAAAGGAGGAAUUAAUAUACAAAUGCAAAAGCGAUUUGUAGUUUUGACUAAAACAUCUGCAAGUGUGGAGUCACAAUAUAUUUUAUGUUUCUUUAUUUUUUCCUAUUUGGCAAAAUAAGUAGGGAAAUAGUGGUUUCCCAGAUAUAGAUUAUUAGAUCCCUAAAACAUGGUAUACUUGCAGGAUUUUAGACACUUCUGCUUUGACAGUGUGAUUAAAUCAAAUUGGAUUCUAAUUAAAAGAUACUGCAAAAUGUAGAACAUAUAUAUUUGGUUGGUGCAAGAGUAAUUGCGAUUUUUGCCAUGCCAUUCCUUUUUUUUUUUUUUUCGAGGCAGAGUCUUGCACUGUCGCCUGGACUGGAGUGUAAUCGGUCAUGAUCUUGGCUCACUGCAACCUCCACCUCCCGGGUUCAAGUUAUUCUCCUGCCUCAAGUCUCCCGAGUAGCUGGGAUUACAGGCACCCGCCACCUUGCCCCGCUAACUUUUUGUAUUUUUAGUAGAGAUGGGGUUUCACUAUGUUGGCCAGGUGGGUCUCGAACUCCUGACCUCGUGAUCUGCCUGCCUUGUUUUCUCGAAGUGCUGGGAUUACAGGCGUGAGCCACCGCGCCCAGCCUCCAUUACUUUUAAAUGGCAAAAGCCACAAUUACUUUUGCACCAAUGUAAUAUAAGAUGCAGAGUUUCUUAGAGGAAAAUGAGUUCACAUGCCAUGAUUGUGUAUGUUGAUUCCUGGGUUCCCCACAUAUCACCAUAUAGAUAUGUUGCAAAACAGAAUAAAUUAAGUUGUUUGUUUUUUUAACCCCCCCAAAAAAACUAUUUUUUACACUUUGGAUAAGUUUUUUAGCCUGAAAAUCUGGACCAGUACUUAGUUGUAGAUUUACAGUACCUAGACUUGGAGAUAUAAACCCCUGUUCUUAGAAGGUAGAAAGCCCUGUCAUGAUUAAAAAAAUCAAGGACCAAGGAGGGUAUUCCCUCUCUCCCAGUAGUAAGUUUUCAAAUUAGUUAAUAAGCAUAUGUCAGUCUUUAUGGACAAAAUCAAGAAAUGAUGUCAUUGACCAUAGAGAGAUUUGUAAAAACUUAAAAGCAAUGGAGAAAGCUAUAAGUGAUAGGGAAACAUUGUUUAUGUUGAUCCACGGAUCUCUAAUACUAAUUUUAUUGAGUUGUAGGUUUAUUUAUUUCUCCCAGCAUCCUUUGUGAGGGGGUACAUAUCAUUUCCAGUUUUACAGAUAAGGUAAUUGAGUUUAUCUAGAUGAAAUAACCUUGUUCAGUGUCAUACAGCCCCAGGUUAUCUGCCCCCAAACCUCUGCUAUCUUCUACCACACAACACAGCCACCAAGUAUAAUGUUUUUUGAGUACAUAUACAUAUGUACUCUAAACCUAUUUGUUAUUUGGAAAAACAGCAUGUUGGUUGUUACAUGUUAUUUGGAAAAAGUGAAUCUGUAAACAUAUUUACUCACCCAUUUUUAGACAGAUCAGUGACUGUUAGACAAAUCACUGACAUGGAUUCUUGGUUAUGGUUAAAUGAAAUGGUGCUAUUAAUGACCAAGCAGAAGAAUGAACCAAUAAAAUUAUCAUUUCCUUGUUUAUUUUUAAAUUUCAAUAAAAACUGAAGUGUUAAAUUCUAACAUAGAAAAUUAAAUUCACUUUUGGCACUCUUCCCAGCCCCAAUAACUGAUUGUUCUGAAUUUUAAGUAACUGGAUAAUUCUGACUAUUUUAUUACAAAUUUUCACUCUCUAAUAGAAUCGCUGAUGAGCAUGUAUUGCUCUCCCUCUUUUCUAUUGCCUUUUGUUGAUUUGGAUAAUGCUACAGCUCAAAGCUGGAAGAGUCCAGUAGGAUUAUUAAAUUAUAUGAAUCAUGCUCUAAGAAAGUUCUAGUCUGGAUUCUGAAAAUGCUGACAUGGUUGACUGCUCUCUACUGUGGCAGACUGUGUGUCAAGGAUGCCUCCCAGGAGUUGUGCUGAUUUGUGAGGACUAGUUGUCAAAAGAUUCCAUAACCAUUAUCACAAGUAGACUUUAUCCACAAAAUGCCCAGUUUCUUGGGACAUAUAAUCACAAUUGAAUAUAUCACACACCACUUUUAAAAACUUGUAUUCUAGGCCAGAGGUCAGCUACCAUUUUAUCCUGCUAGAUUCUCCUGAAAUCCAUACUCCAUAUGAGAAGUAAAGGUAGAAAAGGGACAGCGAGGAAUAUGAGCAAGCACUGGUCUGGUAAAAUCAUCUUUGUUCAGUUCCAGCUGGGCUACUUACUGGCCUUGUGAUGUGUUUUAAAGGCCCCUUGAUCCCUCUGAACCAUGGUUUCCUUGUCAGCAAAAUAGUCAAGAACACUACCUCUGCCUAUCUCUUUUUGAUGACCAAAUAAAAUAAGGAACAUGUAAGUGCCAGUUUGAGGUAUUCUUAAACAGUACAAAGUUGCUGAAUGAGACACAGACUCAGGUUUCUAACCUGGCACAUAGUUGAUGUUUAUAAAAGUUAGUUCCCAUCUCCUCUUUUUAGUUGUAGGUUUUAUAUUGAUUAUUGGUUCAAGAGAGGCAAAAGGUUGUAAAUAGCUCAGGGUCGCUUUAGUUAUGGACGCCCCUAACUAUUUUAGUGGACCGGUUUCCUGCUUAACGCUCUAUGUUCUUUCCUCCCUGCCUUCACUUCUCUUUUUUCUCCUUCUCUGUCAACUACUACAUUGCUAACUCUUUCUCAUCUGUAGUAUAGAAAUUAUACAAUAUUUUUACAAUAGAGAAAGAUCUAGAAAUUAUCUAGUCAAGUCUAUUUGUUUUAUAGAUGAAGGAACUAAAGCUGAAAGAGGUUAGUUUCUUGUUUGAGAUCACACAGCUGAUAAGCACCCAAGCUGGAAUUUGAACCCUGCGCUUGUUUCAAAAGCAAAUUUAUUUUCACUGCACUAUGCUGCUUUUAUGAUUUGCAUUCCCCCCACUCCAUUUAAAAAUAUGCUUAACUAUCUCUGCAGAAGUGGAUUUCUAACAUCUGCCAUUAACAUCCACUGCGGUUUGUGAGCCAGUCCUCACAUUCCCUCGUUGCCAUAUUCAAGACUCCAUGUGGGACAGCCAUGGAUCUGGCAGAGAAGCAGAUUUCAGCAGAAGGUGUGGGUGACUUCAGAACCCCUAGUGCUGGGUGUAUGAUUCAGACCUUACAUGAGGAAAGAGUAAUUUCCUGUGCCUCCCCCGUGUACUUUUAGGCUAUAGCAACCACAAAGUUCAGAGGAAGGUGUAGGAUUCGUGUACUUCUGUUCAUUUUUUUUCCCCUCUCUGUCUCAUUGUGAAUCAAGGGCUUGAUUUUGGAGAUUUUGCUUUUACCUGCCAAGCAGAGGGACCAGGAUUUGUUCUGUCCCGUGGUAGACAUGGCUUUCGAUACCUUAUUAGGGUAUCACUUUCAAUAACACUUUCUACUUCAGCUUCCUCAUCUGUGAAAUGGGUUUGAGGGUUCCUGCCUUGCUUGUCUGUAAGGAUUGUUUUGAAUGAACUAAUGGAUGAGGAAGGGCUUUGUAAACAUGCCUAACACUCUCUAAUUGUGAGGGCCUUUAUGAAAAGACUUAAAAGUAAGAGGUAAAAGCCAUGGAUUUGAAUUCUGGUUCUGCCCCCAGAGUGGUUACUGGGUACGGUGAGUAGAUGUUGGGUGGCCCAGAAACAACAGCUCCCCCUCUCUUCUGUUUCACCCAUGCGUAUUUAUAUUUAGAAAGGAUAUUUAAUGCAUAUGGAUAAAAUAUCCCAGGAAUUAAUUAGAGUUUUUUUCGUCCAAUGUCUCUCGACUGUUUUAUCGUAUGUCCCAGUCCAAUAUUUGCACUCUUAGCUGCAAAACUUGAUGAUGCAUCAAGGAAAAAAAGAGAAAGGCUUAUUUGCAUGGAAGACUUUUGCAAAGAAUGUUUUCUUAUUGGCAUAUAUUGUCUUCAUGUGUUUCUAAUGAAACAGAAGCCAGUGAGUCUCUGGGUAAUUUCUUUGUUUCCACCCUGACGCUGUUGAUGUCAACAAAAAGUGCAGUUCAUUUUUAGGUAGGGUCAUAUUUUCUUUUUCUUUUUUUUUUCAUUUAGCACAGGAGUGGUGGACUUAACCUGCCACACCCUUUUAAUUUAAUAAAAUAUGUCUAGAUUAUGGGAUGUGACUACAGCUUUCUGUGGUUGGUCGUGUCCAUCCUAAAGAUCUGGACUCAAUACCUUGAAAUGCUCAUGUUACUACAAUGAAAAGCGUGUGUAACACAGCAGUAAGUGUUUACAUUGCUCAUUCCCUUUAUGCUGUCUAACAUCAUAGAGAGUUAAAGAACUCAUGGUUUGAGGGAUAUUGGUACUAAUUUACAUAACUUUUAUAAGGCCCUUUGAUUUUUUUUUUUUUUUCUGGUUUUCAACACACUUAUUAGGUCUCUUGUCAUGGCACAGGGAAAUAAAUCUUCAGCCUCGCUGAGAACCAUACUACUUUGGAUUUCUUCCUUUCAUGGCUAAGAAUUUAUUUGCUCCCUUGAGCUCUACCCAGAUGAGGUCCUCCCGAGAGGCUCCCUGCCACUCUCUACAUCUCUGUGAACUCCACUGGCAGUCUGAAAACUGUCCUGCUACGUCCAUGUGAUGGGCCCACAAACGCCUACAGCCCUUCGUCAACAGACACAAUAUGAGUGGCAAAGACAUUUAUGUAAUCUGGGGACAAAUUUGUAAACUCUUUUGAGAAAUCUUACAGAAAUCAUUUCCCAAUUGGAGCUAAUGGCUGCUUGCUGGUGGUGUUUCCUAAGGCAUUUGAAAGCCAUUUCUAUAUCUGUACUUCCUUUAUUCCCACUCUUUAGACUUCUUGGUGCCCUGUUAGAUUUAGACUAUUAUGACACUUAUUUUUUGUUUCUGUCAUGAGAACUCUGUGUCACUUUGUGCUUGUCUUUAGGAGUUUUCAAUGUUUGUUUUUGCUUACAUUUUUAAAGAUGGGAUUGUCUAAACAUUUUUCAUGUGGUAAAAAUGGAAUUCAUAUUUUGAAUUUGUAUUUUUUCUACUGAACUUUCUGGUUCUUUCCUCUCAACUUCAUCUGCUUCAUCUUUUGUUGUCUUAAAUUCACUGGAUAUGAAGAACUAGUAUGGCUUAUAGUUAUUGGUGUUUUUCUCCUGUUGCCUAUAGCCGUUGUCCUCGUUACCAAGUGGCUGCUACAGGAAACCAUCUUUUAGGUGAAUGGCCAGACUGGAUGGGGCAGACUGGUUCCCCUUUCUCGCUGACGCUGUUUGGCAGCUGCUUUCUCUCCAGUCUCACUCAGGUUACCGUGGCCUGUGGUCCUCAGCUAGAGCAUGCAUCGUAAUCAACUAGGAGAUUCUGAUCUGGAGAGUCUGGGAUGGGGGGCCCUCGGUGCCUGCAUUGAAAAGCACACACAUGUGAUUCUGAUGUGGACGGGUGAGGGUGGGGUUACGCUGUCAAAGCCGUACCUAUUGUGAGUCAGCUAGGCUGCACAUGGACAAGGGACCCCAGGGACUGACCUCCCUCAGCAGCAGGCAGAGUCCUUCCAUCGUCUGCCAUUGAGUUCACUUAGUUUUCUGUGUCUGCCAAGACCGCUCCUGGCACUGCUCUAGACCAAGAUAGAACAGCCCUUCAGAAAGUGAAGAAGUCUGUAAAAGCAAUAUAUAAUUCUGGUCAAGAUCAUGUACAAAAUGAAGAAAACUAUGCACAAGUUCUUGAUAAGUUUGGGAGUAAUUUUUUAAGUCGAGACAACCCCGACCUUGGCACCGCGUUUGUCAAGUUUUCUACUCUUACAAAGGAACUGUCCACACUGCUGAAAAAUCUGCUCCAGGGUUUGAGCCACAAUGUGAUCUUCACCUUGGAUUCUUUGUUAAAAGGAGACCUAAAGGGAGUCAAAGGAGAUCUCAAGAAGCCAUUUGACAAAGCCUGGAAAGAUUAUGAGACAAAGUUUACAAAAAUUGAGAAAGAGAAAAGAGAGCACGCAAAACAACAUGGGAUGAUCCGCACAGAGAUAACAGGAGCUGAGAUUGCGGAAGAAAUGGAGAAGGAAAGGCGCCUCUUUCAGCUCCAAAUGUGUGAAUAUCUCAUUAAAGUUAAUGAAAUCAAGACCAAAAAGGGUGUGGAUCUGCUGCAGAAUCUUAUAAAGUAUUACCAUGCACAGUGCAAUUUCUUUCAAGAUGGCUUGAAAACAGCUGAUAAGUUGAAACAGUACAUUGAAAAACUGGCUGCUGAUUUAUAUAAUAUAAAACAGACCCAGGAUGAAGAAAAGAAACAGCUAACUGCACUCCGAGACUUAAUAAAAUCCUCUCUUCAACUGGAUCAGAAAGAAUCUAGGAGAGAUUCUCAGAGCCGGCAAGGAGGAUACAGCAUGCAUCAGCUCCAGGGCAAUAAGGAAUAUGGCAGUGAAAAGAAGGGGUACCUGCUAAAGAAAAGUGACGGGAUCCGGAAAGUAUGGCAGAGGAGGAAGUGUUCAGUCAAGAAUGGGAUUCUGACCAUCUCACAUGCCACAUCUAACAGGCAACCAGCCAAGUUGAACCUUCUCACCUGCCAAGUAAAACCUAAUGCCGAAGACAAAAAAUCUUUUGACCUGAUAUCACAUAAUAGAACAUAUCACUUUCAGGCAGAAGAUGAGCAGGAUUAUGUAGCAUGGAUAUCAGUAUUGACAAAUAGCAAAGAAGAGGCCCUAACCAUGGCCUUCCGUGGAGAGCAGAGUGCGGGAGAGAACAGCCUGGAAGACCUGACAAAAGCCAUUAUUGAGGAUGUCCAGCGGCUCCCAGGGAAUGACAUUUGCUGCGAUUGUGGCUCAUCAGAACCCACCUGGCUUUCAACCAACUUGGGUAUUUUGACCUGUAUAGAAUGUUCUGGCAUCCAUAGGGAAAUGGGGGUUCAUAUUUCUCGCAUUCAGUCUUUGGAACUAGACAAAUUAGGAACUUCUGAACUCUUGCUGGCCAAGAAUGUAGGAAACAAUAGUUUUAAUGAUAUUAUGGAAGCAAAUUUACCCAGCCCCUCACCAAAACCCACCCCUUCAAGUGAUAUGACUGUACGAAAAGAAUAUAUCACUGCAAAGUAUGUAGAUCAUAGGUUUUCAAGGAAGACCUGUUCAACUUCAUCAGCUAAACUAAAUGAAUUGCUUGAGGCCAUCAAAUCCAGGGAUUUACUUGCACUAAUUCAAGUCUAUGCAGAAGGGGUAGAGCUAAUGGAACCACUGCUGGAACCUGGGCAGGAGCUUGGGGAGACAGCCCUUCACCUUGCCGUCCGAACUGCAGAUCAGACAUCUCUCCAUUUGGUUGACUUCCUUGUACAAAACUGUGGGAACCUGGAUAAGCAGACGGCCCUGGGAAACACAGUUCUACACUACUGUAGUAUGUACAGUAAACCUGAGUGUUUGAAGCUUUUGCUCAGGAGCAAGCCCACUGUGGAUAUAGUUAACCAGGCUGGAGAAACUGCCCUAGACAUAGCAAAGAGACUAAAAGCUACCCAGUGUGAAGAUCUGCUUUCCCAGGCUAAAUCUGGAAAGUUCAAUCCACACGUCCACGUAGAAUAUGAGUGGAAUCUUCGACAGGAGGAGAUAGAUGAGAGCGAUGAUGAUCUGGAUGACAAACCAAGCCCUAUCAAGAAAGAGCGCUCACCCAGACCUCAGAGCUUCUGCCACUCCUCCAGCAUCUCCCCCCAGGACAAGCUGGCACUGCCAGGAUUCAGCACUCCAAGGGACAAACAGCGGCUCUCCUAUGGAGCCUUCACCAACCAGAUCUUCGUUUCCACAAGCACAGACUCGCCCACAUCACCAACCACGGAGGCUCCCCCUCUGCCUCCUAGGAACGCCGGGAAAGGUCCAACUGGCCCACCUUCAACACUCCCUCUAAGCACCCAGACCUCUAGUGGCAGCUCCACCCUAUCCAAGAAGAGGCCUCCUCCCCCACCACCCGGACACAAGAGAACCCUAUCCGACCCUCCCAGCCCACUACCUCAUGGGCCCCCAAACAAAGGCGCAGUUCCUUGGGGUAACGAUGGGGGUCCAUCCUCUUCAAGUAAGACUACAAACAAGUUUGAGGGACUAUCCCAGCAGUCGAGCACCAGUUCUGCAAAGACUGCCCUUGGCCCAAGAGUUCUUCCUAAACUACCUCAGAAAGUGGCACUAAGGAAAACAGAUCAUCUCUCCCUAGACAAAGCCACCAUCCCGCCCGAAAUCUUUCAGAAAUCAUCACAGUUGGCAGAGUUGCCACAAAAGCCACCACCUGGAGACCUGCCCCCAAAGCCCACAGAACUGGCCCCCAAGCCCCAAAUUGGAGAUUUGCCGCCUAAGCCAGGAGAACUGCCCCCCAAACCACAGCUGGGGGACCUGCCACCCAAACCCCAACUCUCAGACUUACCUCCCAAACCACAGAUGAAGGACCUGCCCCCCAAACCACAGCUGGGAGACCUGCUAGCAAAAUCCCAGACUGGAGAUGUCUCACCCAAGGCUCAGCAACCCUCUGAGGUCACACUGAAGUCACACCCAUUGGAUCUAUCCCCAAAUGUGCAGUCCAGAGACGCCAUCCAAAAGCAAGCAUCUGAAGACUCCAACGACCUCACGCCUACUCUGCCAGAGACGCCCGUACCACUGCCCAGAAAAAUCAAUACGGGGAAAAAUAAAGUGAGGCGAGUGAAGACCAUUUAUGACUGCCAGGCAGACAACGAUGACGAGCUCACAUUCAUCGAGGGAGAAGUGAUUAUCGUCACAGGGGAAGAGGACCAGGAGUGGUGGAUUGGCCACAUCGAAGGACAGCCUGAAAGGAAGGGGGUCUUUCCAGUGUCCUUUGUUCAUAUCCUGUCUGACUAGCAAAACGCAGAACCUUAAGAUUGUCCACAUCCUUCAUGCAAGACUGCUGCCUUCAUGUAACCCUGGGCACAGUGUGUAUAUAGCUGCUGUUACAGAGUAAGAAACUCAUGGAAGGGCCACCUCAGGAGGGGGAUAUAAUGUGUGUUGUAAAUAUCCUGUGGUUUUCUGCCUUCACCAGUAUGAGGGUAGCCUCGGACCCGGCGCGCCUUACUGGUUUGCCAAAGCCAUCCUUGGCAUCUAGCACUUACAUCUCUCUAUGCUGUUCUACAAGCAAACAAACAAAAAUAGGAGUAUAGGAACUGCUGGCUUUGCAAAUAGAAGUGGUCUCCAGCAACCGUUGAAAGGCAUAGAAUUGACUCUGUUCCUAACAAUGCAGUAUUCUCAAUUGUGUUACUGAAAAUGCAACAUUAGCAAAGAGGUGGGUUCUGUUUUCCAGGUGAAACUUUUAGCUCCAUGACAGACCAGCCUGUAGUUAUCUGUGUACACAGUUUACAGCUACAAAAACCUACUUUGGUAUUUAUUACAGAAAAGUGCUCAGUUAAAUGUAAGUGUUAUUCCUUCAGCAAAAUAUUCACUGACCCAAAACUCUUUAUGGCAUUUUACAAUGCACACAGCCUCAUGCAAGUUUAGACAAGUGGAUUUAUACUGUCUUAUGAGUGCCCGCCCCUGAUAUAUUACCUCAUUAUGCAAAAAUAACAUAUCUUUCAUGACUAUUUUGACAAAAGUUUAAAACACAUAUGAAGUUCAAAUUUCAGGAACCAAGGACUGCCAGAAAAUAUUAGCCUCUACAUUACGCAUGCAUUUAGAAGCUUACCUGAAAUCUGCCUUUUAUAAAGGAAUAGUAUGGAUAAGUGGAAUUGUACAUUUUUUAAACUUGAUUGCCAUUAAAGCAGAAAUUAUAAGGUUGCAACAAUAUUUGUUUCUAAUCACUGGCUUUCUCAAGAGUAUGGAUUGACAUAUUGUGUUAUGAAUGCACAUCUCUCAGAUGUGUUGAAGCAUCCAUUGCAUCCAUUUUUUAUUAUUUUCUUAGUUUUGUUCUUGGACAAAUUUAAACUUUUAAAAGAUUAUUCAAGAUGAAUUUAAAAGUCAACCCUUCACACAGUUUCCCUACUGUAUGUAGAAUCCAGGUGCUGAAACCAAGUGUUUCUUUUCCCAUGCUCUUUGUUAAACCCCAAUUAUAGAUAAUUUUUCCAGUCUUAAGCUCUGUCCACCUUCAAGUCAAUUCAUAACCAAGUUUUUGAACGCUGCUAUGAAUUGCACUGUGAAAAGCACUCUUCCCUCUCAGUUUUCUUUUCAUCCCAGCCAUGUUUAUCAGAUCCUUAAGAACAUUGUAUUUCAGUCUUUUACAUCAGUCUGAAUUUUGGAAAAGAAUGCAAUAGUUGUACUCCACAGUCAGUGGAACUGUUCCCUGAGUCCGAGGCUCAUGUGUCAUUCUGGCACUACAUUUGCUUAAAUUGCUAUUUUGGCAACAGCACAGAAAACUAAUAUUUUUAAGCAGAGAAUCUUGGCAAUGAGUGAGAGAUGUUAAUUUCACAGAAGCACAACUCCCAACCCAACCCUUAGGAAAAGCCCUCUUCCAUCGUUACAGUGCUCAGUGAAUAUUAAUUUAGUUCUGCUUAAGUGGUUGCUAUACAAACUUUGAAUAGCCACCUAAUAAAUAAACCUUGCAUGACAAACCUGCAAAAUAUUUUAUCAGCUGUUAUUGGAAAGUGAUUUUAAGCAAUUGCUUCCUCAGUGUCAGGGCACAUGUGAAUUUCCACACCAAACAGAGCAUGAGGAACCAGUUGACAUGCUGGGUUGUGACUGGCAGCUUUAGCAGCCUCGGUACUGAAGCCACACCAGUGUCCGGAUGGAAGUCUGCAUCUGAGGUUGCUCAGUGUCCCGGUCAUUCAUUUACACAUUUUAACUUGCAUUAAAGAGCUGUUCUUUUCUGUGGCCUAGACUCUUUUCACUGAUCUCAAAAUAAACUGGUUUUUUUCAAAAAAAAAAAAAAAACAAAAACAAAAAAAAAACACAAAAGCUGCAUGUCUAAAAUUACAUGGAGUUAGUGUCUAUUCUUUUUCCCCUUUUGCAGCAACUUACACAGCAUUUUUAACACCUUUUUUUUCUAGUUUUUUUGUUCGGUUUUGUUUUCCAUCAGGAAUUUGAGUUCUCUCUAACCCAGCUUACUGUGGGACAUAGGAAAACUCAGUAGAAAUACCUUUGGUGAUCUUGUUGAGUUUAAGUCUGAUCUUGAUCUUAAACUCAGUAAGCCACUAUCUGCAAUUUUGUACAUUAUAUAGUAUUUUGAAGAUAUGGAACCUUAUGAAAAAAAAAUAGCAAAUUAGUUCUUUUUCCCCCAGAGGGGAAAGUUAUGUUCUGCAAAUAGUGUGUGUCUUAUUUUACUGUUGAACAGCAAUUGCUAUUUAUUUUUUUAUUGCCUAGAACUUCAACAUGUUGUAUAGGAAUCCUGUAGUGCCACUAGUUAAAUGCCGAAUUCUCAUCUGGAUGUUACCAUCAAACAUCAGUACACUUGUCAUUUCACAUGUGUUUAAUGUGACAGUUUUUCAGUACUGUAUGUGUUAAUUUCUACUUUUUUUAAUAUUUAAAAUUGCUUUUAAAUAAACAUAUUCUCAGUUGAUCCCAAA